Molecule: messenger RNA, 1200 nt
Organism: Emericellopsis cladophorae
Lineage: Eukaryota; Fungi; Ascomycota; Sordariomycetes; Hypocreales; Bionectriaceae
Exons: 2
Coding region: 1-1200 (399 amino acids)
Cellular component (GO): cytosol
Molecular function (GO): glyoxylate reductase (NADPH) activity; NAD binding; hydroxypyruvate reductase [NAD(P)H] activity
Source: RefSeq, a predicted model, not a curated record
AUGGCAGAGCCGACCAACACCCCGGUCCCCGCAUCGACCCCUCGCUCCAGCUCACCUGUCGGCGGCGGCAGCGGCGGCGGGCAUCACCCUAAUGCGCCCAUCAUCCCCAUCACGUCCCUUCCCCAUUCCCCUCUCGCAGCAGCCUUUGCUCCUUCCAGGCGUCGAGUACUUCACAUUGGAGAUCCAGUGAAGUAUAACCUCGGCACGUACGCCCAGUUCAGCGCACAAUGUGAGAUUAUACGUCCCGAGGCGCACGAGCGCGAGCGGACCGCAUUCCUUCAAGCUCUCAGGGAGAAACGAUGGGGCGAUUUUCAUGCCAUCUUCCGUCCAUUCUGGGGAACGGGAGGUGAGAUGGGCCGAUGGGAUGCCGAACUAAUCAACGCGCUGCCCUCCACUGUUAAGGUCUUUGCCAGUGCUGGCGCGGGGUUUGACUGGGCUGACACCAAGCUCCUGGGCGAGCGAGGCAUCGUAUACUGCAACUCUGGGCUGGCAGCAGCUGAAGCCGUAGCUGACUUUGCCAUUGCCAUGAUCAUAUCGACGUUUCGGUUGUUGCCGUGGUGUAUCUCCGCCGCCUCAUCCGGCGACACUGUCGAAUUCCAGGAUUGUCACGAAAACGCAACGAUAAAGUCACACAAUCUCCGCGGGCACAAAGUCGGUCUGAUCGGACUGGGGCGCAUUGGGCAGCAAAUCGCCAAACGAUGCAGAUUCGGCUUCGGGAUGGACAUUUGGUAUUACGACGUGGCCGAGAUGCCAAAGAGUGUGACGGAGUCUCUCGAGGCCAAGACGUGCGCAUCGCUGGAGGAGCUGGUCGGCAGUGUCGACGUCGCCAUUCUCUGUGCACCUGCAAUCCCUGGAGCAACCAGCGCUCUCAUUACCGCGCGGGAACUCGGGUGCUUUCGUGACGGUGCGCGCUUCGUCAACGUGGCACGGGGCUCGCUGGUCGACGAAGAGGCCGUGGCCAAUGCUCUGGACAGUGGGAAGCUGAGUUCAGUGGCGCUGGACGUUCACCCUCGCGAGCCCAGUAUCAGUGACAGGCUGAGAGAGCAUGCGAAGACGGGCAGGGCGAUGCUGACAUGCCACAAUGCUGGAGGGACGGUGGAGACACAUAUCGGGUUCGAGGAGCUCAGUAUGCGCAACGUCAUGGCUGUUCUGGGCGGGCAGAUGGCCAUCACUCCUGUGAAUAUGCAAUAUUUGCGGUGA